CCAAAUUCGGAAUACAAAAAAAGUUAAAUAUUCAAAUUAUCCUAAAAUUGAUCUCAAUCAACGACAAAUCUUAUGUUUGAGGCGCCAUCUAAACGUGAGACAACUGUAGUUAUUUUUAUAGCAACAAUUUUCUUCCAAGCUGCAACAGCGAGCCUGACGGUUGCAAUUACAACUAGCAAAACGUCACAUUUUUUGGGUAGGCGUUGCGGCCGCCAACCUUUGAUUUGUGAAGAUACUGACAUUGUCGGCAUUACGGUUUGUUUACGUUUCAUUGAAUACAGCUCGAAAUAUAAAUUCUAUCGAACGAUUCCGUUCGUUCUCAAGAUUCGUAAAAUUGGCACAACGUGUAGUGAAGUGAUCAUGACACCGGAAGUAAACGACCGAUUAGCUCCCGGUAACCUGGAGAGUUUCAUCAAUGAUUGUCUGAGGGAAGAUUUGAAGACGUACGAACAGCAGUUGAAUCGUUUGAAUAACGACAUAAUGGAGUAUGUUCAACUGAAAAACAUGAUUGAAAAUAUGCCGAACGAUGAAUUGAAAACGCUGGUUAACGUUGGAGGAAAUUUCUUCAUGAAGGCCAAAACGACUCAACUGGAUAAGAUCUUGGUAGACGUUGGACUACGAUGCUAUGUGGAAUUCUCCAUGGAAGAAGCACUGAAAUUCGUGGAUAUGAAAGUUAACAUUUUAACCAAGCAUGCAGACGUAAUACGCGAAAAGAGUUUGGAAACGAAAGCGAGCAUUAAGCUGGCACUGAUGGUGAUAGGCGAAUCUAGUAGACUUUACAGCGAUGCGGAACACCGGAGCUAAUAUUUUAUGUUUUAUAUUGAAAAUUUAUGUUAAUGUUUAAUAAACCUUGAAAGAAUAA
Messenger RNA from Malaya genurostris, 862 nucleotides. RefSeq names its product protein UXT (gene Uxt). Gene Ontology annotation, cellular component: prefoldin complex; cytoplasm. Gene Ontology annotation, biological process: protein folding; negative regulation of transcription by RNA polymerase II. The record is from RefSeq and is a predicted model, not a curated record. Gene Ontology annotation, molecular function: transcription corepressor activity. Bases 73 to 804 code for a protein of 243 amino acids. Lineage: Eukaryota; Metazoa; Arthropoda; Insecta; Diptera; Culicidae. The transcript has a single exon.